Cloeon dipterum is the source of this 3247-nucleotide messenger RNA. RefSeq names its product aminopeptidase N-like. Gene Ontology annotation, molecular function: metalloaminopeptidase activity; zinc ion binding; peptide binding. Gene Ontology annotation, cellular component: cytoplasm. The record is from RefSeq and is a predicted model, not a curated record. Bases 141 to 3032 code for a protein of 963 amino acids. NCBI's taxonomy places the organism in Eukaryota, Metazoa, Arthropoda, Insecta, Ephemeroptera, Baetidae. Gene Ontology annotation, biological process: proteolysis; peptide catabolic process. The transcript is spliced from 17 exons.
UGCAUAUCGUUUGUUUUGUUUGAAUUGACUUAAUUAUUUCACUGAUAACAUCCAUUGGCGUUAUAAGAGGAGUUGUUCCCGUGGUACGAGUUUGCAGUUGGUUGAAUUUUCACAAGGAUAUACCACGGUGAACAGCGGUGAUGCACCAUCUACUUUGUCUCUUGUUUGCUGCGCUGCAAGCCACCUUGCUGGUUGGCAGUCCUAUCGAGGGGCCUAACGCGCCUCUCCUAGCGGCGCCGCUUGCGGGAGGAGAUUAUGCGUUGCCGACUUCAAUCAUACCACAAGCCUACGAAAUAUGGAUAACACCCCAUUUCGAGAAUGCCCCCGUGGUCUCAAAACAAUUCACAUUCGACGGCACGGUUGAGAUCACCGCGGAAGUAAGCAGAGCAGCAACUAGAAUUAUACAGCUCCACGCGUACGACAUGGAGCAAAUAAGUGUUGUCGUGACUAAAAUCGGAGAUGUCACUUCACCUGUAGUGAUUGGCGCACCAUUACUGAGCGGAGACGACAAGCACUUUUUAAAUAUUCCUGUUAUUUCUGCUCUUAACGUUGGAGAUCUUUUGAACAUAAGAAUAAAUUAUCUUGGAAAACUCAACAACGAAUUAGACGGAUUCUAUCUCAGCUCUUACAUCAAUUUCCGCGGAGAGAAAAAGUGGUUGGGAGUAACUCAGUUUGAACCUACCGGUGCCCGCAGAGCUUUCCCGUGCUUUGACGAGCCUUCAAUGAAAGCGACGUUUAAACUGCACAUCGCUAGAGAACCUUUGCGAGACGUAACUGCCAACAUGGACGUGCUACAGGCAACCAAUUCAUUGGUUGACGAAUUCCACAAAGACUGGGUCUGGGUUGAUUUUGAAGAAUCGGUUGUGAUGUCAACCUACCUCGUCGCAUUUGCGGUGCACGAUUUUGGCUACAUCGGCCAUUCAACUAACGACAAAUUUGGUAUCCUAGCUCGUCGCGAGUUCAUUGAUAGCUCAACUUCGUACGCGUUGAACGUGUCCCCUUUGAUCCUGGAAAAGCUCGAGAACUUCACUGAUGUCCCAUAUGAUUCCCAAAUGAAAGUCGACCAGAUUGCCCUUCCUGACUUUGCAGCCGGGGCAAUGGAAAACUGGGGUCUUAUUACUUACAGAGAGGUGAAUCUGCUGCAUGAUAAAUUUUUCUCAACCUCGGCCAACAAACAACGAAUCGUAACUGUGGUAACCCAUGAAUUGGCCCACCAAUGGUUUGGAAAUCUUGUUACUCCCGAGUGGUGGAGUGAAAUCUGGCUAAACGAAGGAUUCGCCACCUACUUUGAAUACUUCACAGCCGCAACAGUAGAAAACUCUUUCCAAUUGGAGAACGCGUUUAUCAUGGAUGAACUCCAGCCCGUAUUGGAAAGUGACUCUAGGGAUACCACACGUCCUAUGACUUCCACGGUCACUAAUCCUGCGUCGGCAACGGCUGUUUUUGAUAAUAUUGCCUACAACAAAGGUGCUGCAAUUGUUCGCCUGUUGAUCAACAUGAUAGGCGAGAUUCCUUUCAGAGAUGGAAUUAAAAAAUAUCUCACAGAUAAUGCAUAUGGUUCUGUGACAAAAGAUCAUCUUUGGACUGCUCUCGAAUCGACUAUGCCGGACAAUAUUUUGCCGCCUGAAGUCUCCCUUAAAACUGUUAUGGACUCAUGGACAGAAAAUCCUGGUUACCCGCUGAUCACCGUGACGAGAAAUUAUGAGAAAAAUGAAAUUAAUUUUGAACAGCAAAGAUUCUUCUCCGCUAAAAAAAGUCCUCCGUCUCCUGGCCAGUGGCAUGUUCCAAUCACUCUGGUGACUGAACAAAAUUCUGGUGACUUUUCAUCGUUUACUAUCAGGAGUUGGGCUCCCCCUAAUGGUAUUGUGACACUGACAAAUGUGCAAAACCUUAAAGCAAAUGAGUGGCUGAUUGUUAAUCCUAAACAAAUUGGAUAUUACCGCGUUAAUUACGACGAGAGCAACUGGAAAUUGAUUUUGGCUGCUCUGAAUAGUGACGAUGGAUGGAACAAAAUUACGGAAAUCAAUCGCGCCCAAUUGAUUGAUGAUUCGAUGGCUCUUGCAAAGGGCAAUUACUCGGGAUAUGAAACCGCCUUAUCGACCACUGAGUACCUAGAAAAGGAGACGGCAUAUUUACCAUGGUACACUGCUAUUAAGGCGUUCAGUUUUCUUGGUGAUCGCCUGUUUAAUGAAGAAGAAGCCAGCAGAAAGUUUUACACGGAAUACGUCAAAAUGAAACUUGGUCCACUUUUUAAACACGUUAAUGGGUUCACUUACUCGACCAGUGAUGAUCACGUAACUAGACUUCGAAGGAACCUUGCUCUUUAUUGGUCUUGUAAUUUAGGAUACUCCACAUGCAAGAGUACCGCACGAGAUCUAUUCCAAGAGUGGAAAGUACGCAGCUCGCCAGAUUUCUAUAACCCAAUCGACCCUGACUUGAGGAGUGUUGUUUACUGCCACGGAAUGCAAAAUGCGGAGGACUUCGAAUUUUUGUUUGAGAGAUACACAAAGGCUCAACACAUGCCUUCAGAAAUGAGCACGAUUUUGACCGCUCUCGGUUGCGCCCCGUCUGAUGAUCUCCUGAAGAGGGUCUUGAACGAAACUAUCAAAGAGGUUGAUUCAUUGAUCCGAUCACAAGACACUAGAGACGCGUUUGUCGGCGUCCUCAGAAACCCGGAGGGUGUAGAUGUUGCCCUCGAAUUUCUCGUCACCAAAUUCGCCGAAAUUAAAGUCACAUAUCAAGCAUUUGGAUCUGUGACUAGACUAUUUGGUGCCAUUGCACCAAAAUUAAAUACCGACGAGCAGAAAAAGAAGCUUGAAGAUUUCUUAACAAACAACCCAAACGAGCCAGAUAACAUUAAGGCAGCCGUUCGUGCAGCAAUCGCUGUGGUUGAAGACAACAUUGCUUGGCUAAAAGACAACAAAAAAACCGUUUUAGAUUUCUUUGAAAGCAGAGUGAACAGCAGUGCAGUUGUUGCACUUUUUUCACCUGUAGUCCUCAUUUGCGCAAUAUUUGCAACUUGGUGGACGUAAAUUUACUAACAAAAUAUAGUGGUUUCAAAGGAAAAGAACGGCCGUAUAUAUAAUUUUAACUUAUUGAAAUGUUUAAAUCGGUUAGAAUAUGCACAAAAUUGCUGGGGCUAUUAAUAUGUUCUGCAUAAUUAUAUAUUGAUUAGGUUAAAAAUUAUCUGGAUUUUCACUCACAAAAUUUGUCCAACCCAUUUGAAAUCAAUAAAUACUCAAUUAAA